CUCGUGCAGAGGCUUGCGCGCGAGGCGAUCUGCCUCGACGUGUGCCCGAGCUCGAACGUGCUGCUGCGGUCGGUGCCGUCGCUGGAGGAGCACCCGCUGCCGGCGCUACUGCGCGCGGGCGUCCCGGUGACAAUCAACUCGGACGACCCGCUGCUCUUUGGGCCUCGGCUGCUCGAGGAGUACGAGGCGUGCCGCGCGGAGCUGCACAUGACAGACGAGGAGCUGGCGAGGGCAGCCACCUGCUCCUUCGAGCACUCGAUGGCGCCCGAGGACGUCAAACGACGAGGCGUUGCUGACGUCAAGCGCUGGCUGGAGGGUGCUGGCUGA
This is a messenger RNA of Emiliania huxleyi CCMP1516, 327 nucleotides long. RefSeq lists its product as hypothetical. The transcript has a single exon. The record is from RefSeq and is a predicted model, not a curated record. The annotation marks the transcript as partial. Lineage: Eukaryota; Haptophyta; Isochrysidales; Noelaerhabdaceae. Gene Ontology annotation, molecular function: deaminase activity.